Molecule: messenger RNA, 4155 nt
Organism: Lytechinus variegatus (green sea urchin)
Lineage: Eukaryota; Metazoa; Echinodermata; Echinoidea; Temnopleuroida; Toxopneustidae
Product: kelch-like protein 3
Exons: 13
Coding region: 114-1952 (612 amino acids)
Molecular function (GO): protein binding
Source: RefSeq, a predicted model, not a curated record
ACUACGAGUGCGCGCCGAGGUCAAAGGUUGCUUGGUGAUAUGGCGAGCUGGAGGAAUUUUAUUUUUAUUAUUAUGUAUUUCUUUUCUUGAAAAGGUUUGCUUAAUAAACAAGAAUGGAUCUUCCAGAGGCAAUAGAGAUGGAAGAUAUGGAGAUCCCUCCUCCUGAUGCCCCACCCUACACCAACACUCUUCACACCCAGAAGGCUUUUGAGGUGCUCAACGUCUUCAGAAAGCAAAAUGUUUUAUGUGAUGUGAUUCUGGAAGCGGAGGGUGUGGAGAUCCCGGCUCACCGCAUCGUCCUCGCGUCCUGCAGUCAGUACUUCUCUGCGAUGUUCACGAGUGAACUAUCCGAGAGUCGUGCGGAGAAGAUCAUCCUUCAGGAGGUGGAUGGCAGAGCCCUUUCGUUGCUCAUUGAUUUCGUCUACACCUCAGAAGUUCAGGUUACAGAGGAAAAUGUUCAGACGUUGCUGCCUGCUGCCAGUUUACUGCAGCUGAAUGACGUUCGAGACGCAUGCUGUGACUUCCUACAGAAGCAACUCCAUCCUACGAACUGUCUUGGUAUCAGAGCGUUUGCCGACGUGCACUCGUGUAGCGAACUUUAUCACUAUGCCCAGAAUUAUACCAUGCAGCAUUUCAGUGCGGUUGUCCACAGCGAUGAGUUCUUUGCACUGCCUGCUGCUCAAGUCUGUGAAUUGAUAAGCAGCGAUCACCUGACAGUUCAUUCCGAAGAAGAGGUAUUUGAAGCCGUGGUAUCGUGGGUAAAGCAGGAUCCUAGUAACCGUAGCGACUACAUGCCUCAGCUGGUUGAGCAUGUCCGAUUACCUCUCCUCUCUAGGGACUAUCUCAUCCAACGGGUCGAGGAGGAACAGCUCAUAAAAGGCAAUAGUGAUUGUAAAGACUUUUUGAUAGAAGCCAUGAAAUACCACCUAUUACCUAAAGAACAGAGAGGUACAAUGAAGAAUCCUAGGACCAGAUUACGAACCCCAAUCGGUCUACCAAAGUUAAUGUUGGUAGUUGGUGGACAAGCCCCCAAAGCUAUCCGCAGCGUUGAAGUGUAUGACUUCAAGGAAGAGACCUGGACGCAAGCAGCUGAAAUGCCUUCAAGGAGAUGCAGAGCAGGAGUUGCUGUUCUUAAUGGCAUGGUCUAUGCCGUUGGUGGAUUCAACGGGUCGCUGAGAGUGAGAACGGUUGAUGUCUACGAUCCUGUGAGGAAUAUGUGGUCUUCGGUAGCAUCCAUGGAAGCGAGGCGUAGUACGUUAGGUGUAGCAGUCUUAAAUGGGAUGAUUUAUGCCGUAGGCGGAUUUGACGGCACCACAGGUUUGAGUAGCGUAGAGGCAUACGAUCCUAAGAUUAAUGAAUGGAGACCGGUAGCACAGAUGAACACAAGACGGAGUAGUGUAGGAGUGGCUGUCCUUAAUGGGUUCCUGUAUGCUGUAGGUGGUUAUGAUGGAGCAUCAAGGCAUUGUUUGAGCUCAGUAGAAAGAUACGACCCGGCUGAAAAUAAAUGGUCUACUGUGGCUGAGAUGAGCACAAGAAGAAGUGGUGCAGGUGUCGGUGUGGUAGAUGGGUUACUCUAUGCAGUAGGCGGUCAUGAUGGUCCGAUGGUUAGGAAGAGUGUGGAGGUAUAUAACCCAGAUUCAGAUAGAUGGUCACAAGUAGCUGAUAUGACUCUAUGCCGUAGGAACGCAGGUGUCGCAUCAGUGAACGGACUCCUGUACGUUGUAGGCGGGGACGAUGGAACGUCAAAUCUUGCCUCUGUGGAAUGCUUCAAUCCAAGAACUGAUAAUUGGUCGUUGGUACGCUCCACCAUGACGACGGGGCGCAGUUAUUCGGGAAUCGCGACCAUCGACAAGGUCCCGCAUCUAAACGCUUACCGGGAAGGGAAUUCGCUGCAGUGGGAUCCCGAGAGCAUGAAGACGGAAGGAGCUUAUGCCCAACUACCAAAUCCAUGAUGAGGAGCAUUAUCAGCGUUAUUUGGACAAGCCACGUGAGAUUUCACAUGCAGAGCGAAUAGCUUGAAGGACAUCGUCGAUCGCAGUUCGACGUCGAGUCCACGAACUUGAGCUUCACCUCUCCGUGCAUGUAAAUGAUUUUAUUUGCGUAGUGAGCAAUCAAUCUGCAUGGAAGAAGAGUUUUUCAUGGACUUUUAUUUAUCUGGUUGAUAAAUGAUUAAGUAUUCGAGUGUAUAUUUACUGUUAUAUUCAACUCCUGAUGGCAGUGCAAUGGGCUGAAUAGGUCUCUUUCUUGCUUCAUGCUUUAUCAAGAACGAGGAAUGCGUGAAACCACCGACUUCACCUCGCCCCCGUUAACUGUAGCUCUCAUUUGCAAACGAAAUAGGAAAAUCACCCCGCGGUCCUUUCUAUAUGGUUCAUGCAAUAAGUAGUAUUUGCAUCUUUUCUGUUGAGCAUUAAUUCCUUUGAAAUCUACAAUUUGAGGAAUCAAUAACAUCUGGAAAUGUUGAGGCUUUCCCUCGGCCCAAAGAGUUGUAAUUGGUCCGAUCAAUCGCAAUUAUGGAAGGCCAGCAAGAACAUUAAAUAGAAUGUGUAGAUCCUCUCAAAUCAUGUCCUCUGAAUUUGACAGCUACUCAUGCGUACAUCAUUGUAUUGGUCCAUUAUCAUGAUCCUUGUUUGCAAAGGGAUAGUUGCAUACUCUUAUAGAUAAAGAGUGGGGCUUGAUAAAGAACAUUUCUCAUAUUUCUUUAAGUUUAAGUGGAAAAACAUGGCAUUGUUUUAUACACAGAUUUGUAAAAAGUAUUUAUUGACCUUAUUUGUGUUAGAUGUGGUCUGAAACUGGUCUUUCCGCAAUUAUUUACAUGUAAAUUGAAGUAACUGUAUACUGUUAAAACCACUGAACAUACUGUGCAUUUGCAGAACCAAAUCAUGUGACCAAAUUAUUACUUCUUUAUUUCCAACUGCAAGAUAAACCUCAAGUCGAAUGAUCCAGAAUAUUUGAUUUUUUUUCUGUGUUUCAAGAUCUGGGCAAGAAUGACAUCACAUCUAAAACGUGUCCAAUAUAUUUCCUCUACAGAUUAUUAUGUCAUUGUCAAAUUCAUGAGCUCCCUCAAAAGUUAAAUCUUCCGAAGUGGCAAGAUUUUUCAAGUCAUGUGUAAUAACCUGAUUUUUGAAUGACAAUCAUUUGUUGUGAGAUGCUAACCUGUUCAUCAAAAUAUAUAGUUGUAUGGCUAAAGGGGUGUUGCAAGGAAAUAUUUUCAAUCAAUCGCAAAUAUUCUGUCGCAAUUUUACAGUUGAUUGAUCACUUUUAACAAUCAGAAGACACCCCUUGUUUUAUGAAGCAGAUUAGCAAUCAAUCGCAAAUUUGCAAUUAAUUGCACAGAAUGUGCUUGAUUUCGGGAACGAAAAUAGACUUGCAAUUGAUCGCAAGUUUCUUGCAACGCCCCGUAAGGGGUUGUUUUCACCAACACUUUUUUUAUGAACUUCUUUUUGUGGUGGAUCAUAAAAAAUUUGGAAAUUAUUUGUCUGUACUAAAUAGGGAAUGAUCACAUCAGUCAUUUACUUUACCUUAAACAGAACCCAAUCACCAGAAUAAUGUUUAUGUGAUCGCUUUCUGAGCGAUUUGAUAUGCGGUUUGGGACACAGUUACAUGUACGUGUACCUAGACUCUCUUCAGUUUGCCAGCGUCCUUCACAUCUGUAACUACCCGCAAUCUUUUUAUUUAUUGAAUAUCUAAACUAUGCAGUAGAUAGUCGAUGUUAUUACGAUAUAUCCACCAUGAAAACUCCCCUCGAACCUUUAUAAUGGUAGCUGCUAGAAAUCCAUCUCACGGCAUAAAAUUAUUGUUCAUGAACAAGCUAAAAAAGGACACCUUUUUAUGCAAAAUUAGAAGGAUAGUGUGUAGAGGAAGUUGAAAAAGAGUAAGAAGACUUGGUAGUAAUCGCUAGUACAUUCCCAUAGUAUACAGUGUAUGUAUGUCCGUUGUUAAACAGGCUAUGAAAGAAAUGAAGAUUUGAAAGAAAAAAAUCAGCCUGAAUGAUUUGUAACUUGCCAAUCAUUAUUGCAUAUAAUUAUUUUACUGAGUCGGAUAUCACACGUUUUCACCAUGCAAUAAGACUAUGUGCUAUGUUGAGCUUUGAUUAUUAUUGUGAGAUAUGGAUAACUGUUGAUUAAAAAGCAUUUGGUAAGUAUGUCACCGAUGAAA